Suillus fuscotomentosus is the source of this 2499-nucleotide messenger RNA. RefSeq lists its product as uncharacterized. The transcript is spliced from 2 exons. NCBI's taxonomy places the organism in Eukaryota, Fungi, Basidiomycota, Agaricomycetes, Boletales, Suillaceae. Bases 1 to 2499 code for a protein of 832 amino acids. The record is from RefSeq and is a predicted model, not a curated record.
AUGAAUCAUGAUCAAUUGCGCCAAUCACCUGAAGGCAUGUGGGAGAGUCUGUCCCGCAUCGCCGUUAAGAGUGCUGAGUAUAACUCCCGCGAACGUCAGCCUCAUCCAAAGUGUCUGGAAGGGACGCGGGUAAACCCUCUCGACUACAUCUACAGAUUGUUAGACGACCGAAAGAAGAGUCGUCUCAUCUGGCUGCAUGGCACAGCAGGCGUCGGAAAGUCUGCUAUUGCAUUCACUAUAGCUGAAAGAAUGAGAAAUCUGCAAGUAACAGAAGAGGCGAACAUCGAGAAGCGGCUCGCAGGCACAUUCUUUUUCUCGCGCAAGCACACCGAACGCUGCACAACCGGAUAUUUUUUUGCGACGCUCGCAUACCAGCUUGCCUGCAAUUUUCCCAGCGUCCGGGAGGACUUGAACAGAACCAUCCGCGAGAAUCCUGCUCUUUUGGAUUCCAACAAAUCUCUCCGCGACCAGAUGGAGGGACUCUUUCUGAAACCUCUGCAGAAGCUUCAAUCUAGACUGCGCGAAUGUCCGCCUUCGGCGUUCGUUGUCGAUGCCCUUGAUGAAUGCAUGUCCGAAACUGAGGUCGCAGAUCUCAUUUCCCUACUCGGCUACGUUCUUCGUCAACCCAAUUUGCCCGUAAUCCAUAUCCUACUCACGAGUCGCUCAGAAGCAUACAUCCGUGAAGCCAUUCAAGUCGAAGACGUUCAGCCACUGGUGUGCGAGAUACCAGUGGAAAUUUCUGGAGAGGGUGUUGCUGCAAUCAUCUCAUUAGACGGCGCAGAUGUUGACGACGACAUCUAUAUUUUCCUGGAGCACUCUUUCAGAAAGCUGCGGAGCCGAUAUUCAAAUUUCCCCCAACCAACAUCACGUGAACUUGCACGGUUGGCUAGUCGAGCGGGAAGACGUUUCAUUGUAGCAUCUACGAUGAUGAAAUUCGUCGAUGAUGGAUAUCAUGAUCCCCGCGAUCGGCUCCACCUCAUGCUGGAGUUCACUAGCGAGCUGCUCCCAGGAACGGAAGUUUAUAAAUUAUAUGAUCGUAUUCUCGCCACAUGUGCCAACCCCGCGCGAGCAUACUUGCACUUAUCUAUUGUUGCCUCCCUUGCAAACCCUCUGUCAAUCUCACAAAUCGCGGAACUUCUUGGCCCUGGUGAAGGCAGGGACGUGGAGACAGUACUGGCGCAGCUACGGUCAAUCAUGGACAUCCCUACGGACCGCAGUCUCCCAGUAAAUAUCUUUCACUCGUCCGUUCGUGACUACGUUCUUAACCCUUCGAACUGCAACCUCCCUGGGGUGCAAUAUAUCAGAUACCCCCACCCCCUACUCGCUCGUUCAUGUCUCUACUUGAUGAUGCAAGCCAUCCCACGAAGCACGGCCUUUUUGGAUGCACUAUCGCAAUUGAAGACACAUAGCCGGGCUAUGAGACCCCACGAGCCGCAGAACUUAAAACAAGAAUUGGCCUUCAUCGUCGAGUCACCGACGCCAUUCACAGUCCUUAUAGCCCUGCAGUGGCUUCGGGGAAGUCAUAAGUCAGAUUUACUUUCCUGGUUAGAGACCCUUGACGGGUGCGCCUGGCUGGAGACCCAAGAGGGGAAAGACUGGCUGCAGAUUCGGUGGAGGAUAGACUGGCUCCAGACCCAGGGGAAGACAUUCUUACCGAAGGCUCAUAGCGUCCGAGACUGGCUUCUGACCCAGGGGAGGAAAGGCUCAUUGACUGAGGCCUGGCCAUCUUGGCUGGGGACGCAGAGCGGGAGAGAUUGGCUGCAGACCCAGUCAGGGCAAGAUUGGCUGCAAACCCAGUGGGGGAAAGAUUGGUUGCAGACUCGGUGGGGGCAAGAUUGGUUACAGACCCGGUGGGGACAAGACUGGUUACAAACCCGGCGAGGUCAAGACGCAUAUACCCAGCACAAGCGGGACUCGCUCCAGACCCUGAACGGAGAAGGCUGGUUGAAGACUGAGAGUGGGCGAGAAUGGCUUAGGGACGAGAGCGGGAGAGAGUGGCUGCAGACCCAUAGUGGACAGGAUUGGCUGCAAACCCAGAGUCGACAAGACUUGCUGCCAACCCAGAGCAGACGACAGUGGUUGCAGACUCAGAGCGGGCGAGAGCGACUGAAGACCCAACCCGGACAAGAAUUGCUGCAGACCCAAGGUGGGCGAGAUUGGUUGAAGACCCAGAGCGGACGAGAAUGGCUGCAGACCCAGAGUGGCCAAGACUGGCUGCACACGCCCCAUGGUCAAGCUUGGCAGUCGACUGCUGCGGCGUCUGUCUGGGUCACAAUGGAGGAAUUCUCGAGGACUUUGGAAGCAGUCGGCGAGUAUGCGAUCGUCCCAGAAUUGCUCUCACUUGCAGCUUUCCAGGCAAUCCAGCAGUUCAAGAGUUUGCCGGAUUUCUUGAUGUUCCCGGUGUUCCUGGCAUUAAGGACAUCAAGAUCCUUCUUCCGCCUUACCGCAGUGUCAUUUCCCACCAGACAUGGAGAUAUUCCACGCUAUGAUGGCCUUUGA